CAAGUAUUUCAUUUGUGCAUGUCUUUUCUAAACACUGCUCUGCUCUCACUCAGGAAACAUCUUAACCUUAUUUUUCAAGCAUUUCUUCUUCCAGUUAUUUCUGUGCAGAUUCAAUCAUUGAAUCAAUCUAUGUAGAUUCGAUCUCUCUGAAAUUCCUUAUUUGUUCAUCUCAAUUAUCACAUCAAAACUUCACAAAUCGAUUGUAUAACUUUUAGUUGACACUUGAUUUCGUUAUCCUUCGAUUGGUGUAUAGUUCAUCUAUCUCAAACCUGAAGUUUGGGGUUUGAAGAAGGAAAAGCAAGCAAGCACAUCUGAUUUCGAUUUUUAGAGGUUUUGAAAGAAGUACACCUGAUCAGCAAUCUCUCAUAUUGCCAUAGAUACAGUUUUAAGAUGGAUACGAGUUGGAUGUCUUUACCAAGAGCUACUACUGAAUAUGAAAACGGUCUUGACAAAUUUCUUGAUUUUAUCUUUUCUACCGAGGGUAAAAAUGGUCAAAUAUCAUGUCCAUGCAUUGAUUGCAGUAAUCAAAUAUGGGUUAAUCGGGAGGAGGCUAGAACGCAUCUCCAAUGUGUCGGGUUUAUUAAAGGCUACAGAAUUGCACCUUUUAUUUCCGAAUCAUGUGAAACCCCUAUGUUGGAUGCUGAAGAUGACAUGCAAGGGUUGGUGCAUGAUGCAUUCAACGGGUUUGGUGAGAACAUACAUGAAAAUGAAAUAGGGACACAAAAUGAAAGUCAAAGUAUACCAAACACAAAUGUAAAAAAGUUUUAUAAAGCGUUAGAAGAUGCAAAGAAAGAACUAUAUCCUGGGUGUAAGAAGUUCUCGGUUCUUUCUUUUAUCAUUAGACUAUUUCAUAGUAAGUGUAUUGGGAAAUGUAAUGACAAGGGUUUCAGCAUGAUGCUUGAUACAUUGAGGGAAGCCUUCCCAUAUGCUUCCAUACCGAAGUCAUUGUAUGACCUAAGGAAGAUAAUAGGAGAAUUAGGACUUAGUUAUGAUAAAAUUGAUGCAUGUCCUAAUGAUUGUAUGCUGUACUGGAUAUCGCGGAUACUGGUGGAUAAUGGCUGCUCCGUUAACAUAAUCCAACUAGAGAAAUUGAAAAGGAUGAAUGUAUCUCCGAUUGAUAUCACCUCAAAGUCCACUGUACUUGUUGGUUUCAGUAGGGAAGCCAGGAACACAGUGUGA
Molecule: messenger RNA, 1179 nt
Organism: Helianthus annuus (common sunflower)
Lineage: Eukaryota; Viridiplantae; Streptophyta; Magnoliopsida; Asterales; Asteraceae
Exons: 3
Coding region: 391-1179 (262 amino acids)
Source: RefSeq, a predicted model, not a curated record